This is a messenger RNA of Glarea lozoyensis ATCC 20868, 405 nucleotides long. Its product is annotated as eIF1-like protein. Gene Ontology annotation, biological process: translational initiation. The coding region runs from base 1 to 405 and encodes 134 amino acids. NCBI's taxonomy places the organism in Eukaryota, Fungi, Ascomycota, Leotiomycetes, Helotiales, Helotiaceae. The transcript is spliced from 4 exons. Gene Ontology annotation, molecular function: ribosomal small subunit binding; RNA binding; translation initiation factor activity. The record is from RefSeq and is a predicted model, not a curated record. Gene Ontology annotation, cellular component: eukaryotic 43S preinitiation complex.
AUGUCGCCGCCCUGUCGAGGCUGGCGAUCUGCCAUCGCUUUCUCUCGCCUUAUCGCGAUCCUCGUGGGACAACAACUAACAGUCACAGACCCCUUCGCCGAAGCCGACGAAGAUACAGGAGAGACCAAGCAGUCGCAAAAUUACAUACACAUUCGUAUUCAACAGCGAAAUGGUCGUAAGACUUUGACCACUGUCCAAGGUCUCCCUAAGAAAUUUGAUCAGAAGAAGAUCCUCAAGGUCAUUAAGAAGAAAUUUGCUUGCAAUGGCACCAUCGUCGUUGAUAGUGAGAUGGGAGAGGUGAUUCAACUUCAAGGCGAUCAGCGCAAGGAUGUACAAGAAUUCCUCACCGAUAAAAAGGAAGGACUUGAGUUGGAUGCCAAGACCAUCAAGGUCCACGGUUUCUAA